GUUCAGUUAAAUCAAUCCGCUCUUCAUUACUGUGUUCCUUAGGUAAAGGAGGCACUGGAAGCUUUCAGCCCUCUCGCUGAAGUGUCACGCAUUGGAGGACUCGUGGAUGACGACAUUCAUGGAUGUCAUUGGCUCUCAAUCAUGUUCGCGGCCUCUCGGGGGUGCCUAUGAGAGCGGCACGGCUGGCUCCCCGUCAAUGUUGCAAGGCACAUCAUCACGGUGAUAUUUCCUCUGCAAAUCGCGCUAGCCUGCCGCGGAGUACCCCCGGAGGUAUUCGACGUCCAUUUCGUUUCCAGGCGACUCUCCAAUACCCUGAACCGCUUGCAACUAUUCCCAAAGUCGUUCAAGGACAAAAACUGCGUCCUCAAGACCCAUCGACCAGCCAGAGUGAGGAGGUCCGUGACUCUAGGUUGCAGCAAUCGAGGGAGCAGGAUGCGUCAAGCCAAACACAACCCGACGCUUUGGUGUCGAGGCGACGUUUGAAAAAGACUUAUGGCCAACCUAGUCCUACCCCAUCCCAAUAUCUUGCCAAAGCUCUCCGUCAAACUGGUCAUUCUCUGGGAGAUCAUCAUGGCUCCCAGGAUGUUGAUGCCGUUCGACAUCUGCACGUUUUGCAGCCGACAUAUGGCCGCCCCGCGCGACUUUCACUCCAAACUACCCUUGGAGAGUAUAUACGAUUGGUGGAUCCAUUGAUCUCCUCUUCUACGGAAGCACAUUCGACGGACCGGUUCGAUUCGGCACUAAACGAAGUUUUCAGAGACCAAAGCUAUAGCUAUCUGACUCGCCGUGGCUAUGAUGUGGGCGACGUUGUGGCCUGGGCAUGGGUUUUGAAGAGCAAGGAUGCUGACCAGGCUAUUUCCCGGUUAUUUGCCCACGCAGUCCAGCACCAGUCCAGAGCCGGCUCUGGCUCUCCUGUCGCUCCUCCAUUUGUCAUUCUCUUCCUUUUAAAACAACGGUAUUUGGAGGCUCGUUCCCUUCGAUUACUUUUGAUUUACUCGUUGCAUCUGAUCAGUGGCCAGCCACUGCCAUGUGAAGAGAUGAUCAGACGGUCCCUGCAAGAGAAUUUGCAGCUGCCACAAGGCAAAUUUCAGCCUCAGGUCGAUCAUUCCACUGGCAUGCGUCUGUUUGCCCGCUUGAUUCGGCAUGCACGCAUUGUGUGGCCUCAGGCAAUGCCGACCAUUGCAAGGGCUUUUUCGUGGUUUAUGUUGGCCACGAAGCCGGGCGAGGCAGAGAAAUCGAUUCUCAAGAAGUCGAUCGCCGACCGUCUGAAGACCAAGAACUUCAACAUCUUCCUUCGCCUACUUUCGGUUCCGUCCAAAGCUCACCCAUUCCAAUCUGUCCAUCUCCAACAGGUAGCCCAGUUUGAACUUCUUCGAGCCAUGGCCAGUCACAAGCCGGUGCUUCCUCUGACGCGAAAAGGCUACCGAGCCGUAGCCGCGAUCCAGCUGGCACACAAGAAGACAUCUGAGGAACGACUGUCGGCCGAGUUAAAGGCUCCUUCGUGGCCGCCUUGGAAAGAAGGAAAGCUAGGAAUAGAUGCCCUUCGGGGCAACGAAGGCAUGUACAGUCGUGCCAUGAACGUACUGUCGCAAAUGCGAGAUGCGGGCUAUUCUAGCAAGCUCUGGGAAGAAGUAUGUUCAAUUCUGGCAGGCUGGGAUACAGAUCGAAGCCCGACAAUCCAGACCAGAAGUUUUAUGCCCUGGUUGAGGUCUUUGAGCCGUGCAUCUGAUACCAAACCCGAUCAUACUGCUAUUUGGGCUGCUCGUAUCCGUGCCACAAGAACUGUUCGUGAAGCAUGGGCUUGCUUUUUGUCUUAUCAAGACCGCGGUCUUCCUCCCAACAUGGUCAUAUAUGCCGAGAUGGCAGAGAAGCUGAUCUAUCGCCAAUUGGCGAUCAGGAACCGAUUCGAUGAGUCAGAUCACGUUUUGCCUGGGGAUGGCCGUGAAGUCUACGCCGAGCCUGCUUCUGCACGUGAUAUCAUUUACGUCCACACUGAACCUCCGGUACUCCAAGAAUUUCUGGAGCAAAUGACUUCCCAGGGACUUCCCUUUCCCAGUCGAUUGCUCGCUUUAUUGCUUCGGACGAAACCGGAAUUCCGCACUGGCUUGCACUAUCUGAUCGUCAGUGAUCUCACAAAGGAUCAAAUUAAAGUGCUGUGCACUGUCCUGGGCCACUCAUCCGACUACGAAGCACAGACAACAGAUGUUUUGCAGACUGUACCGGAUGGUGUAUUUGCCUCUUUCAUCAAAUUCCUCUGCGUUUCUUCGAGUUCCACUUUGCACGCGGGACCCAAGUCUCUCACGCUCGACCGGUUCCCAUUCCUUGCAACAGAGAGUCAGUCACGAAGCUCCAAGACCGUUCUCCCCGAUUUUGAAGAUCAUCCAUACCAGGGGUGUCACCCCAGGGCCUUCUGGCAUGCGGCUCAAUUAGUCAAGGCACGGCAAACUCCCUGCGCACCAGCCUGGACUCAUAUACUAAGCGCUUUGGGGAGUACAAGCUCCAAUUACCUGAAGGAGAACAAAGCUUGGAGGCGUAUUCUCGCGUGGCACGAAGCCCUUUUGGCUCUGAAAUGGAUGAAAGACCACGAUAUCGAACCUAACUUGGACGGGUUCCAAGCUAUGUGUAAGGUCUUCAACGAAGCCGUCAACGCAGGGCUCAAGCAUCCAGAUGAGGCUGAAGAGGCAUUCAGCUUGAUUCAAAAGGUUACCCAUGGUGUCGACGAUUGCGAGGUCCUUGGACAUGAGCACUUUGAUGGCAUGGUUGAGAAUGGACUGCUUGUCCUGAAGUCCCAAUUUGAUUCCCUUGUUCUCCCUGCCUCCUCAACGUCAAAAUUAGCGGAGCAGAGCAUAUUCACGGAGAAUAGCUCGGUCGAUUCACAGCUUCAAGUUCCCACGAUUCUGCAUGUGCCAUCGUUUGCGACACUGCAUCGUUUCGUUCGCGUUUUGGGAGCAGUGGGGGACGACGAGGGAGUGUUGCAUCUGUUGCAGUGGAUGAGUCGAUCUGCUGGAUCGUUGAACGCAGCCGCUGAUGAGCGACUGAAUGGUGACAAAAUGCGGCGGCAGACCCUGACAGCGAUCCGCGUGACCUUGGAACGACUUCAAGCUGGGCCGACCGACUGUGGUCGGAUAGCGUCGGAUCCUGCUCAAGUGCAAGAGGCGUACGAUAUCAUCGAUCAGACCCCUGGUUGGGAUUGGCCUAGUGAUGAAGAGGUUGAAUAUUACUGCCGGUGAUGCAAGCCAGCGCCUUUCGUGUACAGAUAUAUGUAUUUUUAGACUACCAUACUCGUUGAUUUGAAUUGUGAUACCCAUCUGUGAGGCCUCCCAAGCUUGUUGGUAACCCCAUGACCCUAGCGCGAGUUUUUGGGGCUGGGCGUAAAUAUACUAGUCAGUCUAAUGUGGAAGAAAGUGAAAUAUCUACAGUAGGCUUGUGAUUCUGGCAACGUUAUCAGGAG
This is a messenger RNA of Penicillium brasilianum, 3451 nucleotides long. NCBI's taxonomy places the organism in Eukaryota, Fungi, Ascomycota, Eurotiomycetes, Eurotiales, Aspergillaceae. The record is from the annotation of a GenBank genome assembly.